UGUGGAGAGUUCUGUUCUAUAGAAGCAACCCGUAAAGCUGAACAUGUGCGAAUGUGGGUGCGUGUUUGUGUGAGGAUUAAACGUUUAAUGAUUCGAGGUUUAUUUAGCUCGGAAUAAGACAUGCAUUGGAAUGCUUUCGUAGCAUAUUUUGCGAUUGCCUCCUGUGUCACGCACGGGAAUCUCGAGCCGUUUCUGGAGAGCACGGAAACGCACAUCCGGACAAAGGAGGGCUCCUCGGCCAUCCUCACGUGCAUCGUGACCAACAUGCAACAGAACAGGAGGGUUAAAUGGUACACUCCCGACGGCAACACAAUCAGUAUCAACGACAAAAUAUACACGUCGGACCGCCGGAUGUCGAUAUUGCAGCCGCUUCCGGGCACGUGGUCUCUCCGGAUACAAGGGGUGCGACAGCGGGACUCGGGACUGUACCGUUGCAUUCUCGACACUGAGCCCGUACAAACAAAGAACGUAAAUCUGCACGUGCAAGUUCCUCCGCGAAUUUCUGCCUCGGACCAUACCUCGGUUGGGGUCGGUAAACGCUUGGAGUUAUGGUGCAAUGUGACCGGCGAACCCACACCAGAAGUGAGGUGGUUCAAAGACAACACUCCAUUACUAGAGCAUACGUCAGAGCAUUGUAUUGUCGAGUCUACAAGCAUGCGCGAUAAAGGUGCCUACGAAUGUGUUGCUGAAAAUGGCGUCACACCAUCUGCAACUGCCAACAUAAAUGUCGACAUUUUAUUUCCACCUAACGUGACGUGCCUCAUUGAACGGAUAGGCCAGUUCGUAAACAGACAAACGAAAAUUGAAUGCAAAGUUGUCGCCAACCCGGAAGCUACAGUCACGUGGUAUCACGACGCAACGCCGUUGAAACAAACGUGGAAAUAUAGAAUAGAAAGCUUUUCGGAAGAUGGAGAGACCAGACACUCACUUUCAAUAACCACGUUAGAGAGGUUUGACUUUGGAAAAUAUAUAUGUUUUGCAACGAACUCCGAAGGUUCCGGUUCCUCCGCUACCCAUGUUUAUGAGUCGACUCCAACUACGAAAUCCGUUCCCACGCCAAGUAUCCAUUCGUCCUCUAACCCACAAAUUUCUGCAACGUAUACAUACGUGAUAACGACACACUCGUCGGAACAAGUUGCUGGACAAUCAAACAGUGCUUCCAUAACAAUUUACCGAUGUCCAUACGUCAUAUUGACAGUAGCACUUAUAUGGAUUGAAUCGAAUCACGCAUAAACUUGAUAUCUGUGUUAUAGAUUUGUCUUCCAUUUUGUAUACUUUAACUUUAAAUGAUAUGUCGUAUACUAUUCAAUGUAAUGUAUUUAAACUAUAAACAUGCGUACUUAUAUAUGUUUAAAUGUAUGACAAUACAUUAAUAACCACUGUGUAUAGGCACAUUAUAUUAUGAACUUUUUAUGGACUAUUUGUGCAUACCUUUAAAGUAGAAUAUGUUAUGUGUACAUGAUAUAAGAAUGUGAUAUUACCGUAGAAUUCUUCAAUAAGCAUCUGUUUAUUGUUUAAGAUUGGCAGCAGAAAUUUAGCGUAUAUUGGACUGCAUUUCUUAGCACUGGCAUUGCGGACAACUUGCUUGGACCUUUGAGCCUCACUCUGGGAAAAGGGGGUUUAUGCACGUUCGUAAAAUGUCGUACCAGAUUAGACUGUGCAGUCCGAACAGGCUAAUCAGAGAAGCCAUUUACAGCGUUUAUGUGCUUUCUUUUAAAGGAAGUCUAUUCUACACGGAAAAAAAACAGUUGAAAUAGUAUAGGCAAAAAGUGUCGUCUCAUAUUUUAUCUGGAAAGACGCUUUACGCACAUGCAUGAAGCCAAGUUUUCCUAGACUCAUAUGCCGACUGAUUGGUUUCAUUCCGUGUUGACGUGGUUACGGGUUUGAAGUUUAGGGGGGGGGGGGGUGACGAGGACAUAUUGUUAUGUUACCCAAAUCACACUAGUCACGGACAUGCUCCCCCGCGAUUUGUGAGCAAAAAUGCAUUUUUUAAAGAUACCAUAAUUACUAUUUUGCUAUUUAUCUGUACCAAACCUUAAGACGAAAAGUUGCACAUUAAACUAUAUGCUUUCAGUG
Messenger RNA from Dreissena polymorpha, 2076 nucleotides. RefSeq names its product lachesin-like. NCBI's taxonomy places the organism in Eukaryota, Metazoa, Mollusca, Bivalvia, Myida, Dreissenidae. The transcript has 9 exons. The coding region runs from base 121 to 1233 and encodes 370 amino acids. Gene Ontology annotation, cellular component: neuron projection. The record is from RefSeq and is a predicted model, not a curated record.